UUUGUAAACGAACAGUUUGUUGUGUAUGGAACGCGCAGCCAACAAAAACAACAUUUUAUCACAAUAUUGAUUCAGUGACUCAUUUUACUACGUUCAUUGUAGUCAUUUUCAAGCCCAUUGUUGAUAAGUCUUGUUGAGAUGAUGGAAUAUACAGAACGGGAUAGGCUUCUCGGAGGAGAGCCGGAAAGAUCCAGUGAAAUGGAAGCUGUUCCAGAGAAGGGACAUCAGAAUGCCAGAAGGAUUACACAGUACAUUGCAGCCCUUAUAGCUAUGGGCGGUGCGCUAUCUGCUGGUGCCGUUUUUGGUUGGAGUUCUCCAGCUCAGGUUCGCCUCACAAACCAAACAGAAUACGGUUUUCCCAUUAACGAUGAAGAAUGGUCAUGGGUCGGUUCGACAAUAACAUUAGGAGCUGCCUUUUCGUGUGCCAUAAUUGGAACAAUAAUAACGUUCUUCGGCAGGAAAAAUACGAUGUUAGGCUUAGUGGUUCCAUUUACUGUCGGUUGGGCGCUUGUUUGUUGGGCAAAUAGUGUUGCUAUGUUGCUAGUCGGCAGAAUAUUACUCGGAAUAUCUGGCGGUGCAUUCUUUGUGGUCGCUCCAAUGUACAUUGGCGAAAUAGCUGAAAAGGAAAUUCGAGGCGCAUUGGGCAGUUUUUUUCAAUUAAUGGUGACAACCGGAAUACUAUUUGUUUAUGCCGUUGGAUAUGAUCUGAACGUAUUUACAUUCAGUAUUAUUUGUGGAGUGUUACCUCUAGCUUUCGCUGCAGCUUUUGUUUUUAUGCCGGAGUCUCCGUUGUACUUAGUAUCAAAGAAUCGUAGUGAAGAUGCGAUUAAGUCUCUGAAGUGGCUUAGAGGGGAACACUACGACUACAAUCAUGAAUUGAACGAAUUGCAAAGCCAACACGAGGCCGACAUCAACAAUCGCAUUUCCAUUUUAACGGCACUCAAACGACGUGCUACAGUCAAAGCCUUGAUAAUUAUCGUGGGAUUGAUGUUCUUCUUGCAAUUGAGCGGAAUCAAUAUUGUGAUCUUCUACACUGGAUUCAUUUUCGACGCUGCCCACAUUGAUAUCAAAACCGAAUUGGCAACAAUAUUAAUUGGCAUUAUGCAGGUAGUUGCAACGUUCGUCGCUUCGAUGAUUGUUGACAAAACGGGACGUCGGGUGCUUCUAUUAAUUUCGAUCUCGGUAAUGGCUAUAUCGAAGAUUCUUCUCGGCGUUUACUUCUAUUUGUACAGCGAAGAUCCUGCAAGUGUCGAGAACUUGGGCUGGCUUCCGGUCUUCGCACUCUGUUUGUAUAUCAUUGUGUUUUCACUGGGCUUCGGACCAAUUCCAUGGUUAAUGGUUGGCGAACUAUUUGCUUCUGAUAUAAAAGGUAUCGGUGGAUCCGCAGCUGGAGCAUUUAGCUGGAUCUUUGCAUUCGUUGUUACAAAAACAUUUUCGAAUAUUCAAACAGCGAUUGGAAUCGGACCGACGUUCUUUCUGCUUAGUGGUUUUUCUAUCCUUGGAACUGUGUUUGUCUUCUUUGUAGUACCAGAGACUAAAGGAAAAUCGUUAGCUGAAAUCCAAACAAUGUUGGGUGGAACUGGAAAUUCCUCAUCGUCUGAUGAGGAUACAGAUGUGACCGUCAGUGUUAAUGAUGAGAGAUAGAUUGUGUUGUGACUUUGAAGGUAGAAACGUUGUUUUUUAUGUGGACAUUACCUCAAUGUGUGAAUUGUUUCAGAUGUGAUAAAUGAAGUAAGUUUAUUGAAGGCAAAAUUAUUCCUAAAGUCAAAAGCUUUUUUUUUUUUAAAUAUUUCUGUGCGUAAAUAUAUUUUGGUAUUAAACAUGUUUUUAAUCACAUGAAAAAAUGCAAGAAUAUCUAAGAUAAUCAAACUUUUUGUGCAAUCUUUGUCGUAAGUUACAUUUCAAAAUCAGAAAAGUUUUUCAAUUGUAUUUUUUCUUACCUUAUUGGUACACCUACCAAAGUUAAAAGAAUAAAAAUUAAUAUUUUUAA
Messenger RNA from Bradysia coprophila, 1990 nucleotides. RefSeq names its product facilitated trehalose transporter Tret1-like. The record is from RefSeq and is a predicted model, not a curated record. Gene Ontology annotation, biological process: carbohydrate transport; transmembrane transport. Gene Ontology annotation, cellular component: membrane. Gene Ontology annotation, molecular function: sugar transmembrane transporter activity. Lineage: Eukaryota; Metazoa; Arthropoda; Insecta; Diptera; Sciaridae.